AUGGACUUUUGGUCUCGUCUCAUCGGCGGUUCGCGCGCGUUGUCCAAGACCUCUCGGGCCACAUCGCCCACUGAACGACUCACGGCCUUCAAACGCUCCUGCAAUGCCCUCCAGCAAAUCUGGCGCUCCACUAAUACCCCCGCUGCCGAGCAGUCGACCACCCAUGCGCGCACCUACAUCGAACGCCUCAACUCCAUACUCAACGACGAAUCUCGCGGCCCAGCACCGCACCCCUGUGUUGUCUACGCAGCAUCUUCGCAAAUCUUUGUGACGGUCACCAAGCUCGCUUUGUCAUACUAUGAUGAGAACGUGUUGCGAUCCGCCACGUUGUUCUUCAAUACGCUCAUCGAUGCAGAGGUAGAUGGGGUGGUGGACAACCGGCUCUUUGCUCGCGCGCUGGUCGAUCUGGUCCGACGUGCCGAUAAAGCUUCUGAUGAGAUCGAAGGUCGAUUGGUGGAGCUGCUGUUUGGCAUCGCCAAUAACAUCCGCCUGCAGCCUGCCAUCCUACCAGCAUGGUUUGUGCCCCGAGCUACCCUCAUCGGUCAGGACGGCGAAUCAGCAGCCCCAAACGGCACAGAGUUCGCAGGCGCGACGCGCAAGGACGAGUUUCCGCUAUUCUAUCUACUCGUUGAAUACGUUCAUAACGAGGGGCGCGCGGGCGACUUUGCUCGCACGGGACUGCUGUACCUCAUCGAGACCGCAUCGCGCUCGAAGAAUCUGGAGAAAUGGUUGAUUGAAAGCGACUUGGCGACGCUGAUGGCUACUGGCCUUGGUGCAUUGUAUAGUCAAUUGGGCGGCUUGACAUUUACGCCCACCGACGAGAAUGUGCCACGUAUCAUUGCACUUUCUGAUCAUGCAAACGAAGAGACGGCUCUUCAGCCCGCAUUAAGCGAAGCCAUGGAUGCUUUCAUGUCAUAUUUGUUAUUUUGGCAGGACACCAUUGAUCAUUGCAAGUCCGCCGAAGUGAAUGACACCCUCCUGGACCAUUUCCAGGUCCUUUUUCUCGAGCAACUCUUAUACCCUUCUUUGCUGGAAUCGUCGGAUGUGGCCGGUGGCUCUACUGCGGCUGUGUUGACCUACCUCUGCCGAAUCCUGGGCUCGAUUGACCAAGGCGAGCUUGUCCACCGAAUCUUGCAUUUCUUGCUGGCCUCCUCUCCGCCGCCCGAGGAACAGAUGGACAUGUCAGCUAGUCGUCGGAGAUCUCUAAAUGUGCUGGCCGCGUUGGCAUCGGAAGCAGCCCAGCCUUCCCCUUCUCUCUUCAACUUGCGUGACCUAGCGCUACUUGGACUUCAUUCUUCAAACCGGCAAACUGUGCUGGCCACACUGCGUCUGUUGAAUGUUGUUCUACAGCAGCAUCACCCUUUCGCGCGGGCCUUAAUUCAUACCGUCCCCACCGAACCUGCGAGGCAGCGGUCUGUCGGUGCGUUCAAUGCAGAGCUUGAACAUCUCCUUGGACUAGGCACCUCGCUUAUUGUCGAGCCGACUCUAAACGAAUCAUAUGACAACUAUGUUGCAGAUGCGACCUGGGUACUUGAAUCUCGUCUGUGCCUCCCUAUUUCUAUGGAUGAGACCGAGGAAGAAAUCCCCCUUCCGCUGCAGCUUCAGCAGGAUGAUCCUAUCAUUCAGGCACUGCUGGGAUGUGUCAAAAAUUUCUUCACCAACAGUGUGAUUGUCAAUCUUGCCCUGACUGGGGUGCUUAUGAGUCUGGCCUCCUCCCAUCUGUUCUCGCUGGAUGGCUGGGUCCUAGUCGACCCAACUCAGUACGACUCGCCUGCGGAAGGCUCUCUUGAGGAGGCUGCUGAUAUCAGUCGUGCUUAUCAAACACCUACCUGGCCUGCAACAGCGGCCCCUACAUUGACUGCGGCACUGGAACGGCUCGUGAACCAGGCCCGUCAGUGGCAGCGGGACCUACCGGAUUUUGAUGUGCUAGUCGCGGCCAGACGGGAGCUACUCCAUCAGCGAGAUCGUCCACCAACUCCGGAUUGCUCGCGAGACCCAUCCGAGCCUCACCUCCCAGAGUCCGUGGGCCGUUCACGCCCGUCCUACCCAGGGUCGCCCGAACCCUUCGCCCCAGCCUCCCGGGGCCGGUCUCCGCAGCCCAUCAGCCCCCGUCUUGUGGCACCUAGUUCGAGGCGGGGCGAGUCCUCCGUACGUCCCCUUGAAUCACGGGGAUCAUCCGACUCCCGCACCGCAGCAAUGGAAGCCCUCCGCCAGCGCCUCGCCACGCCUAUCUCCACGGGACCUCCGCAACUGCCCACUGGAGAGUCGGAAGACACGACUACCGAGACCGAGGGAGCGGACACUGAACAGCCACCGGUGGUCACCCUAGGCCACGUCCUGACCAACGUGGUGAUUUUGUACGAGUUCCUGCUGGAGCUUUCGGCCGUGGUGCAAGCGCGCGGCAGCCUCUUUGAGGAGGCAGGGUAUUCGUGA
Messenger RNA from Penicillium canariense, 2433 nucleotides. RefSeq lists its product as uncharacterized. The coding region runs from base 1 to 2433 and encodes 810 amino acids. The transcript is spliced from 5 exons. Lineage: Eukaryota; Fungi; Ascomycota; Eurotiomycetes; Eurotiales; Aspergillaceae. The record is from RefSeq and is a predicted model, not a curated record.